AUGGCGCCGACAGUACUGCACGUUCGGGCGGAGACGAAGCCGUUGGAGCACCGCUCCGCCGUGACUCCUACCAUUGCGAAAAAGCUCGUGGAUGCUGGCUAUACCGUCAACGUGGAGCGGUCUGAGCUGAGCAUCUUCCCGGACUCAGAAUAUGAGGGAACUGGUGCCACCCUUGUUCCUGCUGGCUCGUGGACUGAAGCUCCAAAAGACCACAUCAUCAUAGGAUUGAAAGAGUUGCCAGAGGAUGACUUCCCUCUCAAGCACACACAUGUUCAAUUCGCCCAUUGCUACAAAGGACAGGGUGGAUGGGACAAGGUGCUGGGUCGUUUCCCUCGMGGCGGGGGUACUCUCCUGGAUCUGGAGUUCCUCGAGGAUGAGCAGGGUCGGCGAGUUGCUGCCUUUGGUUAUCACGCCGGUUUUGCUGGUGCCGCCCUUUCGCUCAUAACAUGGGCAUGGCAGCUUGAGCAUGGUACCGAUAAGCCCGUUCCCGGCGUCACAGCAUACGAGAAUGAGACGCUUCUGGUCAACGAUGUCAAGAAAGCCGUCGAGCAGGGCAAGGCCAAGGCUGGUCGUCUACCACGGGUGCUCGUUAUUGGCGCACUCGGUCGUUGUGGUCGCGGCGCCGUGGAUCUCUGUAUCAAGGCCGGACUUGAAGAUAUCUUGAAAUGGGACCUGGCAGAGACCAAUGCCAAGCCCGGCCCAUAUCAGGAAAUCAUCGAAUCCGAUGUAUUCGUCAACUGCAUCUACCUCUCGGCCAAGAUUCCUCCCUUUGUCGACCAAGCAUCGCUCGCAUCGCCUGACCGCAAGCUGAGUGUUGUCUGCGAUGUGUCUUGUGACACCACGAACCCGCACAACCCAAUCCCAAUCUACGACAUCAACACCACAUUCGACAAGCCUACGGUCCCCGUCAAGCUCACUCCCGAAGCCAACAACAUCCCUCUGAGCGUUAUCAGCAUCGAUCACUUGCCGUCUCUUCUCCCCAGAGAGGCUUCCGAAUCGUUCAGUGCUGCUUUGCUUCCCAGCCUCCUCGGGCUGAACGAUUGGAAGAACGUUCGUGUCUGGAAGCAAGCUGACAAGCUGUUCCAAGACAAGGUAGCAACACUCCCGGCAGGCGGCCAAUAG
This is a messenger RNA of Ramularia collo-cygni, 1122 nucleotides long. RefSeq names its product probable saccharopine dehydrogenase (NAD, L-lysine-forming). The record is from RefSeq and is a predicted model, not a curated record. NCBI's taxonomy places the organism in Eukaryota, Fungi, Ascomycota, Dothideomycetes, Mycosphaerellales, Mycosphaerellaceae. The coding region runs from base 1 to 1122 and encodes 373 amino acids. Gene Ontology annotation, cellular component: cytoplasm. Gene Ontology annotation, molecular function: saccharopine dehydrogenase (NAD+, L-lysine-forming) activity. The transcript has 6 exons.